Messenger RNA from Sarcophilus harrisii (Tasmanian devil), 6926 nucleotides. It is a transcript of the gene PRR12, whose product is annotated as proline rich 12. Lineage: Eukaryota; Metazoa; Chordata; Mammalia; Dasyuromorphia; Dasyuridae. The record is from RefSeq and is a predicted model, not a curated record. The transcript is spliced from 15 exons. Bases 172 to 6399 code for a protein of 2075 amino acids.
CCUCCCGGCCCCGUAGGCGCGGGCCCCGCGGCGGCAGAGGCAGAGAGAGGCCCCGGCCCCAGGCCCCCAGCGGCGGCUGCGAAGGCGCUGCGCCCCCUCCCCGUCCCCCUCCCCCUUCCCUCUCCCCACCCCUACCCCGGCCCACCCGCCCGCCCCCACCGCGGCCCCUUCAUGGACAGGAACUACCCGAGCGCCGGCUUCGGGGACCCGCUCGGCGCCGGGGCGGGAUGGAGCUACGAGAGAUCCGCGAAAGCUAGCUUGGUAUAUGGAGGCUCCAGGACUUCCCACCCGGAGACGGACAUCUUACACCGCCAGGCUUAUGCAACCCCUCACCCACUUCAGGGGUAUGCGACCAACCAUCACCCUGCAGGGCUCUCAGGCUUGUUCGACACGGGCCUGCACCAUGCCGGAUCGGCCGGCCCAGACGCCUCGGUCAUGAACCUGAUCUCUGCCCUGGAGUCCCGGGCCCCGCAGCCGGGCCCUUCGGCUUCCUCCCUCCUGUCCCAAUUCCGAAGUCCAUCCUGGCAGACAGCCAUGCACACGCCCGGCCCCACGGAGCUGUUCAUCUCGGGGGCCCUGCCUGGCUCCGGGACGUUCCCGUCCUCCUCGGCUCUGUCCGCCUACCAGCACCCGGCCUCGUUCGGGGGCCGCCCCUUCCCGGUGCCGUCGUCCCUCAGCCUCCAGGACCCGCCCUUCAGCCCGCCGGCCAACGGGCUCCUGUCGCCACAUGACGUCCUGCACCUGAAGCCUUCCCAGGCCCCGACUGUGCCGUCCUCGCUGGGCUUCGAGAGGCUGGCGGGGGGUGGCGUCCUGGGGCCCGCCAGCCUGGGGCCUGCUCAGACUCCUCCCUACCGCACGGGACCGCCUGAGCCCCCCCCUCCGCCCCGCCAUCUCCCCACUCAGUUUAACCUCCUGGCCUCCUCCUCUUCCGAGCAGUCCUCCCCACAGCUGUACAACUUCUCGGGGGCCGCCCCGCCGGGCCCCCCGCCCGAGCGGGCCUUGCCCCGGCAAGACAGCGUCAUCAAGCACUACCAGCGGCCGGCCAGUGCCCAGCCCCCGCCCCCGCCGCCCCCGCCCCCACCGGCCCACUCCCUGCAGCACUACCUGAGCUGCGGCGGCAGCUACCCGCCCCCGGCCAUGGGCCACCGGGCCAGCCUGGCCUGCAGCCCUCUUGGCGGGGAGCCUUCUCCCGGAGCUGGGGAGGCGGCCAAGGGAGGUCAGGGGGCCGGCGCGGGGGCCACGGGAGCCGGGGGCCGGGCCGCGGGGCCCGAAGCUGGCCCCGGGACGGGGGGGCAGGGCGCCGGCGCCACAGGGGGAGGCUACCGCCCCAUCAUUCAGUCACCUGGUUACAAGGCGGCCAAGGGGGGUUACGGGGCAGGGGCGGGAACAGCUCGGCCCCCUCCGUCCCGAUCCACAGCCACACCUAAGUGCCAGAGCCUGGGGGGCGGGGGCUAUGCGACGGGGACCGGGAAGCCCAGCGGGGCGGGCAGUGGCGGGGGCCAAGCUUACUCGCCAGGCCAGCCCCAGGGCCUCCUGGGUCCCCAGGCCUACAGCCAGGGCUUUGGCGCCAGCCAGGCCCAGGACCUGAGCAAGGGGCCCGGCUACUCGGCGGGGCCUCCCCAGGCUCAGCCCGGCGGGCCCCCCCAGCAGCCUCCUCCCAGCCUGACCACCUGCCAAAGCUACUCGCCCGACCAGCUCCAGAGCCUUCCUUACGGGGUGCAGAGCGAAGGCUACCCCGGGCCCGCCCCCCACUCCCAGGGCCUGCCCACGGCCAGCCCCUCGCUCAGCUACAGCACAGGCCACUCUCCGGCCCUCUCGGGGCACGGGGGCGCCUGGGGCCAUACGCCGGCCUCCCUGGGUGGCGGCGGGGGCGGAGAGGCCAGUCCCUCCCACAUCAUUCGGCCCCUGCAGUCGCCGCCGGCCAGCGGGGGAGGGCGGCCCCCGGGGGUGGCCAGCCCCGGGGCCCCCGGCAAGUACCUGAGCUCAGUGUUGGCCUCUCCCACCUUCCUGGGCCCCCCUGGUGGGGCCGGGGGCUACCCCGGGGCGGGGGGAGCCGGGGGCUACAAGGGCAAAGCAGAUGGGGGGGAGCUGCUGGGGGGACCGGGGGCCGGGGGGGCGGGGCAGCGCACAGAGGAUGAGGAUUUCCUGAUCCAGCACUUGCUGCAGGCCCCCAGCCCGCCCCGGGGCUCGGGCCCCGACGGGCUGGUGGGCGAGUGCGAGGAGCCAAGGGGCGGCGAGGGCCCGGGCGGCGGGAGUGGCCCCAAGACCGCGGCCGCCGCGUACGACCUGGCCAAGGAGGAGCAGCAGCGCUACCACCUGCAGAGCGUGAUCCGGACGAGCGCCAGCCUGGACGACGGGGCCACGCUGGAGCUGGGGCUGGGGCGGCUCAAGGACAAGAAGAAGGCCACCAGCAGCGAGCGGGGCGGGGGCACGCCCGAGGGCCUGGCCACCUCUGUGGUCCACUAUGGUGCCGGGGCCAAGGACCUGGGCGCCUACCUGCAGAAGACUCCGCCCCCACCCGCCCCCGCCCCACAGCCUCCCCCCCACCACAACCUGCUCCUGGAGGGGGCUCCCGAACUCCCCCUGGUCCUGCCCCCGCCUCCCCCCCCGCCUCCCCCACAGCUCCUGCCCUCCGUGCUGAGCCAUGCACCCAGCCCCCCUGCCCCGCCGCCCGCCCCUCCGCCCCGCAAGGUGGGCGUGCAUCUGCUGGAGCCCGCCCCCCGCGACACCGGACCUCUCCAACUCGAGGCGCAUCUGCGGGCCCCCCCGGGCCUUGAGGCCUCCCCCAGUCCCCGGCUUCGGGCGGACGAGGGCCUGGAGGCCCCGGGGGCCAUGCAAGACCUACUGGGCGCCUUGGAGCCACUGCCCCCGCCCCCCGCUGAGGCGGGCGGCCCUCAGCCAGGGGAGGCGAAGGACCCUGCAGGGGCCUACCGAAGCCCCAGCCCGCAGGGGCCCAAGGCCCCGCGCUUUGUGCCCUUGACGUCCAUCUGCUUCCCUGAUUCGCUGCUGCAGGAUGAGGAGCGGAGCUUCUUCCCCACCAUGGAGGAGAUGUUUGGCGGGGGCACGGGUGACGAUUACGCCAAGGCGGGCCCCCCAGAGGACGAGGCCGACCCUAAGGGCGGCGGCGGCGGAGCGGCCCCCGCGGGGCCCGCAGCCUACGAUCCUUAUGCCCCUUACUGCCCCACCGGCCCCACGGGUGGGGGGCCCGAGCCCCCUGGGCUGGGCUUGGACCCCAGCAAGACGCCCGUCGAGCUGCCCUCCACGGUCAAUGCCGAGCCCCUGGGCCUGAUCCAGGCCGGGCAGCACCAGCCGCCGCCACCGCCUCCGCCACCCCCGCCGCCGCCCCCGGAGCCCAAGGGCGGGCUCACCUCGCCCAUCUUCUGCUCUUCCAAGCCCAAGAAGCUGCUGAAGACCUCGUCCUUCCACCUGCUGCGGCGGCGGGACCCCCCCUUCCAGACGCCCAAGAAGCUCUACGCCCAGGAGUACGAGUUUGAAGCGGACGAGGACAAAGCCGACGUGCCAGCCGACAUCCGCCUCAAUUCCCGCCGCCUCCCCGACCUGCUGCCGGACCUCGUGUCCAGUUGCCGCUCGCGCCCAGCCCUCUCGCCGCUGGGGGACAUCGACUUUUGCCCGCCGCCCCCCGGCCCCACGGGGCCCCGGCGCCGCGGAAGGAAGCCCACUAAAGCCAAACGGGACGGCCCGCCCCGGCCCCGAGGACGGCCUCGCAUCCGGCCCCUGGCCGAACCCCCUCCGGGGCCCCCGCUGGGGCCCCACCUUCCCGGCGGCCAGGCCGACGGAGCCAGGAAGCCGCGGGGCCGGGGCCGGGGCCGGGGCCGGAAGGCAGAUGAGCCCAGCGGCGAGGGGCUGGAGCCCCUGAAGCCCCUCAAGAUCAAGCUGGCCGUGCCCAAAGUGGGGGAGGGUGGCGGCCCCGUGGCGGGGGAGCCGGCUUCCUCGGGCCCCAUGGAUGGUGGCCUGGACUCCAGCCAGACCCGGGAGAAGAUCCAGGCCAAGAUCAAGGAGGUGGAGGAGAAGCAGCCGGAGAUGAAGUCGGGCUUUAUGGCCUCUUUUCUGGACUUCCUCAAGUCGGGCAAGCGGCAGCAGCUGCCCUCGGGCUCGGGGCCGCCCCCCAGCCCUUCCAAGGCGGGGCCCGGCCGGACUCUGGGGCCUCCCCCGGCGGUGGCGCCCCCGGCCCCAGCCCCGGCCUUCGGGCUCGGCGGGGCCCUGGAGGCGGCGGAGAGCGACGGCCUGGGACUCGGCUGCCCCUCCCCCUGCAAGCGCCUGGACGAGGAGCUCAAGCGCAAUCUGGAGACCCUGCCCUCUUUCUCGUCCGACGAGGAGGACUCGGUGGCCAAGAACCGCGACCUGCAGGAGAGCAUCUCCUCCGCCAUCUCGGCCCUGGAUGACCCGCCCGCCCCCAAAGACGCCGGGCCGGCCACCACUCCCGCCGCGGCCUCCAGCCCCGAGGCCCCCAUCUUGGAAGAGAAGCCGCCCCCGUCACCUGCUCCAUCUUCUCCUCCCUCGCCCCCUUCCCCACCACCCUUGGUACCCCCCGAGCCCACCUCCCCACCCCCUCCACCUCCUGCCAUCCCUCCCCUUGGCCCAAUCACCGGCUCCCCUCCGAAGUCCCCCCCAACCCCGGCCCCAUCCCGGGGAGCCCCAAUCUCGGCCCCUUGCACCAAGCCAAAAGCAGGGAGACAACGGGUGUGUGGGAGACAACGGCAAAGCAAGGGAGGAGGCCGGAGGCAACUUCGAAGAGGGGCAAGUUUGUCAUCCUUGGAGACAUCCCGGCCCCUCAAGUGGCGCCGUCAUCUGCCCGUCUCCCUGGGCAACUACAAGGGACUUUUGGGUCUGAGGAGACUCCCCGUGAGGCGGGUUAGGCCCGGGGACUGCAGCAGAAAUCCCAGUGUGGGCUCCCCAACCGGCGGAAGAGUCCUAAACUGUCCAGCUUGCCUGCAGGGGUCUGUCGGAGACCCCUCUGAGGAGCCGGAGCAUGGGCCCUCCCCCCCGCAGCUGGCCCUGCAGACAGGCCGGGAGCCGCCUCCCAUCUGGAGGGUGCAGAAGGCCCUUCUCCAGAAGUUCACCCCCGAGAUCAAGGACGGACAGAGGCAGUUCUGUGCGACCAGCAACUACUUGGGCUAUUUUGGUGACGCCAAGAACCGCUACCAGCGUCUCUACGUGAAGUUUCUGGAGAACGUGAACAAGAAGGAUUAUGUUCGAGUCUGCGCUCGGAAGCCAUGGCACCGGCCCCCGGCCCCUGUCAGGCGUCCGGGACAGCCGAAGGCCGCUCCGGUGCCAUCCGGGACGGUGGCCCCGGUGGGGGGGGCCUCCCUUCCCAAGCCCCCAGCUACUCCUUCAAAGCCAGAGCCCCCCGAGAAAGCCCCAGAGAAGCCCCCAGAGAAGGCUCCCGAGAAGCCCCCUGAGAAGCCCCCUGAGAAGCCCCCCGAAAAACCUCCCGAGAAAUCCCCGGAGCCAGCCCCAGAGAAAGCACCUCCUCCGGCCCGUCCUCCCGACAAAGAGCGGGCCCUGCGGUCGGAGCGGGUGACUCGGGAGCGAGGUUCACGGCCCGCCCAACCCGCGGCAGAGGCCGCCCCAGCCAGGCCCCCGCGCCCUCCAAAGGCCCGUCCGGCCAAGGUGAAGGCCGAACCCCCCCCGAAGAAGAGGAAGAAGUGGCUGAAGGAGGCGAGCGAACGUUCAGCAGCGGCCAGAGGCAGCUCCUCCGAGUCCGAGUCCUCCCCCGGGCCCCCCAGUGAGGAUGAGCGGGCGGCCCCCGGGCGGCUACUGAAGACGCGGGCCAUGAGGGAGAUGUACCGCAGCUACGUGGAGAUGCUGGUGAGCACGGCCCUGGACCCCGACAUGAUCCAGGCCUUGGAGGACACACACGAUGAGCUGUACCUGCCCCCGAUGAGAAAGAUUGACGGAAUCCUCAAUGAGCACAAGAAAAAAGUUCUCAAGCGCCUUUCCCUGAGCCCAGCCCUGCAGGACGCCCUACACACCUUCCCCCAGCUGCAGGUGGAGCGCGGCGGGGCCGGGGCCGGGGGGGCGGAGGGCGCCCCCGGGACGGGCUCCGGGGCCGUGCGGCUUCGGCCUGCCGGGGACCCCUACAACCGGAAGACCCUGAGCAAGCUGAAGAGGACCGUGGCCCGAGCCCAGGAGUUCAAGGUGGAGCUGGACAAGUCAAGCUUCUACACGCUCUAUCACGCUCUCCACCACUACAAGUACCACACCUUCCUCCGCUGCAGGGACCAGACGCUGGCCAUCGAGGGAGGCGCCGACGACCUGGGGCAGGAGGAGGUGGUGCAGCAGUGUAUGAGAAACCAGCCCUGGCUGGAGCAGCUGUUUGACUCCUUCAGUGACCUGCUGGCCCAGGCCCAGGCCCAGGCCCAAGGCCGCUGCGUGUGACCGGCCCUUGGCCGCCACUGGCCCUGCCGGGUUGUAGCCCUCCCCGCCCCCGCCCUUUCACUGUACAGAGAAAUUAUUUAUAUAUAUAUGUAUAAAUGUCUAUUUAGUCCCCUCCCUCCUUUGCCCUCCCCUCCUCUGCCCUCCCCCAUGUACAUAAUGUAUAGGCAAAGUCUAUGUCUGGGGGGCGGGCGCUGCUCCUUCCGAGACCUUUCUCAAGGGCCGCCCCUCGGGGCGUGGCGGGUGGGGCGGGGAUCCAGCUUGUUAAUUAUUUGUAAUCUUAUUUAUUGUACAUAGUUGGGGAGGGCCGGGGGAGGGGGCAGAGAGGGCUCGGGCUCCGGCCCCCCUUUUCUACAGCGCUUCGGUCCCGGCCGCCUCACUCGGUCUCCGUGUCGUCUGAACGUGGUUCUCUUUUUGAUCAGUCUGUCCCCCCCUCGUCUCGCUGUCUCGGGCUUCUAUACGAUUCACUUGUAUACACUGUGUACACACAGAUCCAGCCGGGCUCCCAAUCAGCAACCACUUUAUUUGCA